GGAGAACAAAUUCUGGGGGCGGCAGUUCACCCACGCUCUGCUCCAGCGACCCUUUUGCAGGGGACCAUGGAGAGCAGGUGCUGAGAUUGAGUGCUUGGAGAAGCAGCAGCGGGCUGGUGAAGAUGGAGAAUGGCACAGGAGACGAGCAGAACCAGACUGGGCUGCCACUGUCAAGCCGGGAGAUCAUUACAGCUGAAUACCAAGUGGUUACCAUCCUCUUGGUCCUCCUCAUCUGCGGGCUGGGCAUCGUGGGCAACGUCAUGGUAGUUUUGGUGGUCCUCAGAACCAAGCACAUGAGAACUCCCACUAACUGCUAUCUGGUGAGCCUGGCUGUGGCAGAUCUCAUGGUGCUUGUGGCUGCAGGACUGCCCAAUAUCACAGAGAGCCUGUACAGAUCCUGGGUGUACGGCUACGUCGGGUGUCUCUGCAUCACCUAUCUCCAGUACCUGGGAAUCAAUGCUUCUUCUUUCUCCAUCGCUGCCUUCACCAUCGAGAGGUACAUAGCCAUCUGCCACCCAAUCAAAGCUCAAUUCCUAUGCACUUUUUCAAGAGCCAAAAAGAUCAUUGUUUUUGUUUGGGCUUUCACCUCCAUAUACUGUAUGCUCUGGUUUUUCUUGCUAGACCUUAAUACAGUAGCCUACAAAGAGACUACUGUGGUGUCCUGUGGCUACAAGGUCUCCAGGAGCUAUUACUCUCCUAUCUACAUGAUGGACUUUGGUAUAUUUUAUGUUGUGCCAAUGGUAUUGGCAACUGUCCUCUAUGGCCUGAUUGCUAGAAUACUGUUCCUGAACCCCAUCUCUUCAGACCCAAAAGAAAACUCUAAGACCUGGAGGAAUGAUGUGGCUCACCAAAGCAAGUCUGUGAAUUCCAAGAUGACUAGCACAAGUUUCAAUAGCACUAUUGCUUCUCGAAGGCAGGUCACCAAGAUGCUGGCCGUGGUUGUGAUCCUGUUUGCGUUCCUGUGGAUGCCCUACCGCACCCUGGUUGUUGUCAAUUCCUUUCUUUCCAGACCCUUCCAGGAAAACUGGUUCCUGCUAUUUUGCAGAAUCUGUAUUUAUUUAAAUAGUGCCAUCAAUCCCGUAAUUUAUAAUCUCAUGUCCCAGAAAUUCAGAGCAGCCUUCAGGAAACUGUGCAACUACCAGCAGAAACAGGAGAAGAAACCUGCCAGUUACAGCAUGGCCCUCAAUUAUAAUGUCAUCAAGGAUUCUGAUCAUUUCAGCACUGAGCUAGAAGAUAUUACCAACACCUACCUGUCCUCUGCAAAACUGUCCAUUGGUGAUAUGUGUUUGUCAUCCAAGGCCUGAGGCCCACCUUGUUCUGAGUGUGCAGCCAUAUAAGAUGUUUGGAUGCUCUGUUCCCACCAACUGUAUGAAUUUUAAGGACAUUUCUGCUCACAGAAUUGCAGAAGCUACCAUAAAUCUUUACAUACCUGCCUGUGCCCUACAAGAAAAUGCAGCAUUUUGGGGAGUAAAGAGUAUAUUAUUGAGGCUAAGUAAAUGAAGUACUUAAUACAAUCUAACUUUAGGCAGGAGAAUGCCUAAGUCCUUCUUCCCAUUGCCUGGCCAAAGAGUGGUCUGAUCUCAGAAUGAGCAAGGCUUGCCAGGACAUGUCCAUGGACACAGAGUGGGGCAGGGGAUGAUAAUCCCUGUAAAGAUGAGAGUUGAGGAGAGGAGCUGCUCUAAUGUGUACCUGCACUGGGCAGUACCUGGGGGACCUUCUAACAGCAGCCAAAAUUGCUGCUAAUAGCAGUAAUUACCUGCCGGUGACUCCCUCAUCCCAUAUCAGUGCAAAUCUCUUUGCAGCCAUCACAGCAUGCUUCAAUAAACAGGUAUCUGAUGGCAAAAAGCACAAAA
Messenger RNA from Lonchura striata (white-rumped munia), 1853 nucleotides. RefSeq names its product thyrotropin releasing hormone receptor (gene TRHR). NCBI's taxonomy places the organism in Eukaryota, Metazoa, Chordata, Aves, Passeriformes, Estrildidae. Gene Ontology annotation, cellular component: membrane. The record is from RefSeq and is a predicted model, not a curated record. Gene Ontology annotation, molecular function: thyrotropin-releasing hormone receptor activity. Gene Ontology annotation, biological process: phospholipase C-activating G protein-coupled receptor signaling pathway.